Messenger RNA from Oldenlandia corymbosa var. corymbosa, 3471 nucleotides. Lineage: Eukaryota; Viridiplantae; Streptophyta; Magnoliopsida; Gentianales; Rubiaceae. The record is from the annotation of a GenBank genome assembly.
AAAAAAAAAAAAAAAAAACUUGAGUCAAAACUUCUAUUUACUUCUCCCAAAUCCGAAGCUCCGAAAGGAAAUCCGGAUACUUGGCUGGCGUCACGGUGGCGUAAUACUGCCCCUGAGCUCUUAUUUACUUCUCCUUAUCUAUAUUACAGGUGUGACAAACUUAGUUCCCUCCGGUGUGGUCUCCGGCACCCUAAAACCUGAAUCUCUAUCUCUUCGUCGCUUCCAAUGGCGGGAAUCAUCUUCAACUUCAAGCCAUUGUCUCCAUCAUGCCCGUCUUGCCUUGCUUCCUCCUCCUCCUCCUCCGCCUCUGCCUUCAAGCCCUUCUUUCUCACCUUCCGUCGACCUUUUUCCACCCGGCCCAGAUUCCCUAAAAUAUACGCAUUUUCUAGCAAUGACAUCAAAGUCGGUUCCAAUAUUGAAGUGGAAGGCUCCCCUUGGAAGGUCAUAGAGUUUCUGCACGUCAAACCUGGAAAAGGGGCAGCAUAUGUGAGGACUACUUUGAGGAAUUACAUCACUGGAAACUCCGUUGAGAAAACAUUCCGGGCUGGAAGCAAGAUAGAGCCGGCCGACAUAUACAAGGAAACAAAACAAUUCACAUACAAAGAUGGUGCUCAAUUUGUAUUCAUGGACCUGACUACCUACGAAGAAUAUCGUCUCAAUGAGGCUGAUGUUGGAGACAAAAUUAAGUGGCUGAAAGAAGGCAUGGACUGCAACUUGCUAUUCUGGAAUGGAAAAGUCAUUGAUUUUGAACUCCCCAUCACGGUGAAGUUGACUGUCGUGGAUGUUGAUCCUGGUGUUAAAGGAGACACAGCUCAAGGUGGAUCUAAACCGGCAACUCUUGACACUGGUGCAGUUGUCAAUGUUCCCUUGUUUGUUCAGAAAGGCGAGGAUAUUCUUGUUGAUACAAGGACUGGGCAGUAUAUGAGUCGUGCAUAGAUUCGUUCGGCGACAAAUUUUGUUGACUAGAGAGGUUUUUGUGGUCGUCUACAGUUGGGCGAUUUCCCUGCAAAUUUGACAAACGUAUGGAGUAUUUGUAGUGCGGUUGCAGAAAUAUAAAUGGUGCAGAAAUGCAAUCCUUUGAACAUUAUGGCCCCAAGUGGUCAAAUAGGGUAUUACAAGUUAUUGUGAAUUGGCCAAUUACUCAAAUGACGGAUCAGAUGGCAGAGUUCUUUCAUACCAUCUCUAUAUGGCAUAGUUCUUUCAUAGUGGACUUCAUGACAUUCAGUGCAACGCUAUGUUUCUCUUCCUUGUCAAUUUUGCAAGAUGAAUCCAUACUGUCCAUUCAAGUAGGAUCAGUAUUCAUGGUUUCUACAAACUGAACUGACACUUUUCAUGUUAGCAUGUGGAAGAUCAAGAGCUAGAAUCUCCUAGUAAUCAUAUUUUACAAAUUCUUCUAUGCAGUCAGCUCUCUUCUACGUCACCUUGGAUCGGCAGCCAUUUCCAGUGGUGUCAUCAGUCUUGUUAUGAAGAUCUGGGGACCAAAACAACAUUCCAAGAGGAAGAGAGAUUUAUCAUUUCAUCAAUCAAGAUGCCAAAUGAAGAGUUCACUGGCAUUUUUACACUAUCAUCGUCACCCUGGUUCUGUGUCAUCAAAUGUAACGCAAACACUGCCUCCUCAACUUUCCCCAGUCCACAAAGAGCCCUAAGGAUCCACCCGGAAACUGAUGGACUUGGGAGGUAUCCCCCCUUUAAUCAUAUGCAAAAAAAAAAAAGCUUCACCUUCACAUCACCUGGGCAGAAGUUAGUUACUACUACUUUAUUAGAACGAAUGCUUGGACUGUUAAUUGUUACUAUUACAAACAUAUGACUGGUGGUACUGAAAAUGACUCUAGCGGAUGGGCAAUUUUUGGUGAAGCAAAGAUUCAACUUAAAGUGACACACAUUUGGCAACUUUAUGGUUUUUAUAAAAGAGAAAACUAUUAGAAUUGGUGAAAAACCUCAAGUUUCAUUAUAAUGAAGCAGAUAACACUAACAUUUUCAUCAUACUAGCUACUGUUGACCCUAUUAAGAAGUGUUGUACUGUAGUCACAAUUCAAACGGUCACUACACAGUACAGGACACAUGAAAAAAGAAAGAAGAGAAGAGUAGUUAUAUUUCAUCGGCCGUCGGAUUCAAGGCCUCCUGAGAGAUCUACUGAAUGGUUUUCUCCACAGCUUGUUGGACUUGCAGUAGUCCUGCUUGGGUACUCCUUUUGCAGGAGCAGAGACGGAAGGAGAAGAUGAAGAAGCAAACUUUUUUGGGCUGAACAACUUGUUGAGGAGUUUGUGAAUGAAGCGUGAUUUGGGGUGCUUUUCCUGGUGAACAUAAUGAUGGUGAGCAGGGAUUGGUGAAGCAGCAGCAGUAUUCACCGUCCUUGUCCUGGUACCAAAGGUCGAUGGCUCAGACAGACUCCUUCCAAGAAGUAUGGCCUGGUUUAACUGAACCUCGAAAGACAGCCUUUCAUACUUGUCCAACAAUGUGCUCUGAUUUUCUUCUUCGUCUCCAAAUCUCAUUUGGUCCUUCAGUUUCAAACCCAUGUGGAAGAUGAUGGAUGAAGGAUGAUGAUUAAAUUGUCAUCAUUAAUGUGUUACGCCAACUUGCUCAGUUUCCCUGGUAGGUUGUGAAAAUUUGAAUGCCUACUACUACUACUACUACUACUAAUGUGAAUUCACCAGACAGACAAGAAGCCUUUAUUCUGGACUCCAAUUUCAUCACCUCCCCUUCAGAUCAAUUCCAGCACGCUACAAAACCAAAUACUUCUAGUAAUGAAUGAGGGAACUCGGAGGGUUACCUCUCCUGAUCAGCAGGGUAUCUGGAAAGGCUGCAGAAAUUAAAUUCAGAAAAAAAAAAAACAAAAACAAAAAUACCAUAAAGAAAAAGUCAUUAAUGAAUCACAGUUCACGUAUUUAUUCCCCCCUUAUUCAAACCUUACCCACCUUUAAAAGGGAAACACAAAAAGAAUUAGUGAGAGAUUUAUGUUACUGACAUUUUCACAUUCAAGGUUAAAAGCCUAGCUCAAAUUAUUUUCUAGUUUGAAUUUUUAUUUUGAAACAUGUAAAGUGUAAACUACAUGAAAGUAAUUUGUUGCCAAAAGAAUGAAACAUAGUUCAGUAAAUAUAUAUAUAUAUGGGCAGGCUUCCAACACACAAAAGGUAAUUAAGCCCCCAUGAUGAAUCCAUUUCCAGCACUUUGUGGUUUCAGUUAGGAUGCACCAUUUUAUUUGUGCUUUGCUUGAUUGAAGCUACAAUCUGGUGCUUUAUUAUUACGAGGAUGAUGAGGAAAGAAGAAAAAAAAAAAUAAAAAAUGAAAAAGCUGCCGAAAAAAAAACAAAGGGCCAUCUUUAAAUCUGAAAAGUACUUCCGUUGGGCUUCAAGUUUGGGUUGUAUGGGAUGGCCCGAAUAACUCUUGAGAUUUAUGCCACGACCCGGUGGUCGGGGAUGGCCGGAAAGUAUAAAUCGGAAAGAUGACGGACUGAGAAUUGGGAAUUCAGGG